AUGUGUUCCCAAUACGCGGUGCUGAAGCGCGUCGCGCAAAAGUGGGUUCCGCCCAGGCGGAAAGGAAGCCGUUUUAAAACGGAACUUACGCGUCGCAUUCGACAUUUCCAACAGCGGCUCCUGAACUUGGUCAGUUUGGAGUUUAGAUGCGUUGAAGUAUUUCCCCCAAGGAAACUCGGGUUUUCGUCUCAAGACCCUGCUACUGCUGAAUCAUUUGUUACUGUUCCCUUUAUUAUUUUCCCCCCUAGCUCACAGUAUAUGCGGAAGCGAUGUACAAGAAGAGGCAAAACGGUGUGAGGUAGAAUAGCAAGGCACUACGGGUUUUCCAAGCUACCUUCCAAAAUCCUGUCAACGCACCAGUCGACAGUAUUACGGCCGGGAGUUACUGAAUCCUGAAGAUGCAAAUACCAGUCGAGCAGGACCCCAUAUUGUCAUAUUUUCUAAUCCAUGCUACCAAAGCCAAACCUAGCAACCCGAACAACAGGACGUUCAUUCAGGAGUCUCACAGCUCCCGCCAAAAAUUCUCUAAUGCGCCCCGCGGCAGAGUACAGCUUUCUACCUGCUUCAGAUUUCGGGGGAGUUUGCAAAC
Molecule: messenger RNA, 589 nt
Organism: Pyricularia oryzae 70-15
Lineage: Eukaryota; Fungi; Ascomycota; Sordariomycetes; Magnaporthales; Pyriculariaceae
Exons: 2
Coding region: 1-297 (98 amino acids)
Source: RefSeq, a predicted model, not a curated record